AUGGAGGCCCUGCCGGCCGACGAAGAUGCUCCUCAGACUGGCCCUGACGAGCCACCUUUACCGGCGAAACCGACAGCGCAAGCCUUGCCGGGGAAAGCAUCAGAUGAUCCCCGGUCUGGGCUCGAUUUUCUUAGAGCUACCGGUGCUCCGGUGACACCAGAAUCUCCUAGGUCUACGGUUCAUGACUCUGCUGCUAGAGUAACCCCUACUCCUUCUGAUUCUCCACAUCCUGUCGCCUUCACUCUACCCCCGGCUGUUGCUUCUUGCAGCAAAGAUCCCCCACCGCCAUCGCCUAGCCCCACUCCAAGCACGGUGCGUGUGUCUGUUGGCCCGCCGUCAGCUUCUUCCACUCCCAAGCGAGCGCGAAAUGGGAAGUGGGCGCAGAGUACUCUGGUCGUCGGAGGCCGCCGUAUUCCACCGCCUGACAAUGACAAGCCGGCAGAUCCUCCACCGAAAGAAGCUGAGCAACCGGAGGAAGUUGACAUCCCUGUGCGCGCGGAUACCGGCUCGCCCGCACUCACCAAGAUGCAGCUGCGAGAGCAGGUGUACCUUGAGGCGAGUAUUAACUACGAGACGAAGUGGUCGCAACACUUUUCCUGGCUGGUGUUUGGGAAGACCAAGGACGGUUUUCCAUACGUGAAGUGCUCCAUCUGCAUGUCGUACGCGAAGGGGAACACGAGGUACGCCAUGCAAGGUGACGACGGUGGCCGUGACUUGCAGAUGCAGUCUUUCAGGGCGCACGAGCAUACGGACGCACACAAGGCGGCGGUGGAUCGGCAGUUGAAGCUUGCGGCGGGCAUCCGCGAGGGCCAGCAGGCGAUUUUUGACUUCAUCAACUCCGACGUCAAGGGGCGGCGCGCGAUUCGUCUCAUGCGUGAGGCGUUGGCUGUGAAGGACGCCGCUGAGUCAAACGAGGACCUUGGCAUGGUCGACAAGGUGCUGGAUGUGACUGAGAUUUCGAAGACUAUUGAGUCCACCACGGGUGACCUGACGGAGCGCUACUUGACGACAAACAAACCGUUCGUGGGCGAGGGGAAGAGCUGGCUGGUAAACUUCCUCAAGGUCCACAAGGAGGGUGGAGGCAAGCAGGUCCGGGUUCGAGGCGUGGACGGAGAGGGACGCCCAAUCAACCACCUCUACACCAUGCAUGAGAGGAAGCUGAAGGGCCACAAGCAGGGAAGCACCUACGCGGACUGCGUGAAGCUGUGCCGCCAAUUUGCCCGCGACUGCGUGGACAACCUGAACGAACGGCUGGAUGACCUUGGGAAGCUGGGCCCGACGAAGCUGUUCCGGGCGGGGAAGUGGCCGAAGAUCAAGGCCCAGCGAGAGAAGAAGUGCAAGGAGUGGCUGCUCGGAUGCAGCAAGCUCUUCCGCCACAAGCUGCCGGGAUUCGACCUCAAAGCAGCAGAGAGGGAGCUCUCGACAUUCUGCGCGAUCAUGGAGUCACACCAUGAGAUGGAGAGCUUCGCCCAGGGCCUUAACAACUUUCUUGGGAGCGUAGACUCAAAGAGGUAG
This is a messenger RNA of Closterium sp. Naga37s-1, 1515 nucleotides long. NCBI's taxonomy places the organism in Eukaryota, Viridiplantae, Streptophyta, Zygnematophyceae, Desmidiales, Closteriaceae. The record is from the annotation of a GenBank genome assembly.